UUCCCCCCCUCUCCUACAAUGAGCUUCUGCUCGGCGAGAAAGGGGAGGGCAGAGAGAAGGAAGGUGGGGAAACAGAGGAGGUGCUUUUCUGUUCGUGGCAUUACACCAGCUGAAGGGUCAGUCCGGGGGAAUAUACAGAUACACGCACGCACACACAUGCCUGCGCGCUCAGGAAGUACUCUGGCUGGUCCAAGCCCACUUUCCCUGCGUUUUUAGGGAAGGGAAGGAGCAAUCCCAGCAGAGGAAGCGCCGGGAGGAAAAGCGAAGCGACCCCAGCGCUGGUCUUGCCAAAGAGGGACCCGUAGCGGGCGAGCAAGCUGGACGAGGAGGCGAAGCAGUUCCAGGCACGUGUUCCCGUCCAGCAGGAGACAUGACACAACAGCACUGACCUGACGGGACAGCCUGGUGCUGCCAGCGAUGGGUUGUGUACAUUGCAAAAGGAAGAGGCCCAAUAAAACACCCAGCAACGGCAGCGAUGGGAUGGCAAACCUGCAGCCCAGCUCCUGCUACGAUCCUGACCCCACCCCACAGAACCCCACCAACACGUUCACACGCAUCCCCGACUACAACAACUUCCAGGCAGGGACCUCGGGGCCUUCCACUCCAGCCUUCAUGGGGGGUUCCAGCCUGUAUCCCAGCUCCCUCCCCAUGCCUGGAGCCGGGAUUGCAGGUGGAGGAGUGACCCUGUUUGUUGCCUUGUACGAUUAUGAAGCCAGAACAGAGGACGACCUGACAUUCAAGAAGGGAGAGAAAUUCCACAUAAUUAACAAUAUGGAGGGUGACUGGUGGGAGGCGAGGUCUCUCAACACAGGAGCGACGGGCUACAUCCCUAGCAAUUACGUGGCACCCGUGGACUCCAUCCAGGCAGAAGAAUGGUACUUUGGGAAAAUUGGCCGCAAGGAUGCCGAGAGGCAGCUUCUGUGCCAUGGCAACCCCCGGGGAACUUUUCUCAUCCGCGAGAGCGAGACCACCAAAGGUGCCUACUCACUAUCCAUCCGGGACUGGGAUGAAGUGAAGGGCGACCACGUCAAGCAUUAUAAGAUCCGGAAGCUGGACAACGGCGGCUAUUACAUCACCACCCGGGCCCAGUUUGAGACGGUGCAGCAGCUGGUCCAGCAUUAUAUAGAGAGAGCUGCAGGGCUGUGCUGCCGCCUGGCCGUGCCAUGUCACAAAGGGAUGCCCAAGCUGGCAGACCUGUCCGUCAAAACCAAAGACGUUUGGGAAAUCCCACGUGAAUCGCUCCAGCUUAUCAAGAAACUGGGCAACGGGCAGUUUGGGGAAGUGUGGAUGGGGACCUGGAACGGCACCACGAAAGUCGCGGUGAAGACGCUGAAGCCAGGGACCAUGUCUCCGGAAGCCUUCCUGGAAGAGGCCCAGAUCAUGAAGCGCCUUCGGCAUGACAAGCUGGUGCAGCUGUACGCGGUGGUGUCGGAGGAGCCCAUCUACAUCGUCACCGAGUUCAUGAGCCAAGGGAGUUUGCUGGAUUUUUUGAAGGAUGGUGAUGGCCGGUUCCUGAAGUUACCUCAGCUGGUAGACAUGGCAGCCCAGAUUGCAGCUGGAAUGGCGUACAUUGAGCGGAUGAACUACAUCCACCGGGACCUGCGUGCUGCCAACAUCCUUGUGGGUGACAACCUAGUGUGCAAGAUUGCGGACUUUGGCCUGGCCCGUCUCAUUGAGGACAAUGAAUACACAGCCCGGCAAGGUGCCAAAUUCCCCAUCAAGUGGACGGCCCCAGAAGCUGCCCUUUACGGCAAGUUCACCAUCAAGUCGGAUGUGUGGUCCUUCGGCAUCCUCCUGACGGAGCUCGUGACCAAGGGGCGAGUCCCCUACCCGGGCAUGAACAAUCGGGAGGUGCUGGAGCAAGUGGAGAGGGGCUACCGCAUGCAGUGCCCCGGGAACUGCCCUCCAUCGCUGCACGAGCUGAUGGUGCAGUGCUGGAAGAAGGAGCCUGAGGAGCGCCCCACCUUUGAAUACCUCCAGUCCUUCCUUGAAGACUACUUCACCGCCACAGAGCCUCAGUACCAGCCGGGAGACAACCAAUAACUGUUGCUGCAGAUGCCAGCAGGGACCAUGGACAGCCCAUCCCCAGGGGCACUCUGGGACUUGGCUGUCCGCAGAAACAGUCCUCUCCCUCCCUGGAGCAGGGGCCAAGGAUCCCUUUUUGUACAAGUGGGGUUGGACUCCUAUUUCCUUCUCUCUCUCUCUCUCUCUCUCUCUCUCCCUGCUUCCCUUUUUUUUACGAUUCCACACCGAGAUUUUUAAAUUGUGAUUUUGUGUUUUAAAGUUCCGCUUCUUCUUGGACGACUGCCGUGCUGAUUUUUUGGAGUUAAGAAGAAGACUGUGAGCCAGGGGCUCGGGUUAGCAAAGGGAGAGAGUGGGUUUUGUACAGUACAUCCUUGCUUAAUAAAGUUUCCUUUCCCCAACCCUCCCCUCCCUUUCCCUCCUAUAUUGUUUUGGAACAUGAUAGUGCUCUUUGGACAAUAAACAACCCUCUCUUCCCUUCCCACCAGCCCUGGUGCUCCCAACUCUCUGAAGGAAUGAAGCAGGCAUGGGGAACCUCUAAACUUCCAGAUACUGUUGAACUGCAGCUUCCAUCAUCCCUAGCCACUGGAUGAUGGGGAUGGGUGUCAUGGGAGUCCAGCAACAUCUGGAGGGUUGGCAGGUUCCCAUCCAUCCCUGGAGUGUAACCUCUGACCUUACAGAGGUUUUUGGUCCCCUAACACCCUUCUGCCCCAACCAGCAUGUCAAGAGGUUGGGGAUGAUGAGCAUUGUAGUUCUGCAACAUCUGGAGGACCCCAAAUUAUCCAGCCUUGGCCUGUAUUGAGUGGCUGAAGUUCUUCUCCAGGGCUUCAGGCAGGAAUCUUUUCCAGCACCGACCUAGAGCUGCUGGGGAUUGAACCUGGAGCCUUCUGCAUGCCAAACGCCUGCUCCGCCACUCAGCUAUGCCCCUUCUACUUUGCAUAGUGCAGGUGGGCCACCUCACAAGGUUGCUUGAGAUUGCCGAACUCGGCCUAGGUGGCUUGUGAAGGGAUUGUGUGUCUGCCUUCAUUGCCCUCUACAAUUCCAUUGCCACCCAGCCCCAACUCACAAGAUGCUCAAGGGCUUUGAAAGGGGUUGUUGGUUAUGUUUCACACCUCCCUCUUCCCCUCUCCUUCUAUAGCUUUUCCUAUCCUCCCCCAUUUCCUUAACCAGCGACGAUACUAUUAAACCCAUAAUCCACUGGGGGUGUGAUGGUAGUGGGCGGUGUUACAAAAAGCGGCUCACAUUGGAGGUGCUAUGCUAUGUGCUCUGCUAUGGCUUUUACUGAAGGAAGCAAGAAGAAGGGUUGCUCCAGAGGGAAAUCUCUGCAAUUGCGAUGUGUCUAUUUUGUAUCAGUGCCUUCCGAUAGCAAGAUACAGUGGCACCUUGGUUCCUGAACAGCUUAGUUGUUGAAAAAUUGGCUCCCAAACGCCGUACACCUGGUUUGCGAACGUUUUUCGGAAGCCAAACGUCCGACGUGGCUUCCACGACAUCCACUGUAAUAUUACUUAUCAGACAGGGAGCUUAGGAAGCCAUGUCAUGAGAAUUAACCAUGAGAAUUAACCAUGAGAAUUAACCAUGAGAAUUAACCAUGAGAAUUAACCAUGACAACAUCUAUAUCAUUUGUCCCAUAAGUUUAAAUCACUAUCAUGCCACUUUAAACAGUCAUGGCUUCACCAAAAAAAUCAGGGAACUGUAAUUUGGUAAGGAUGUUGAGAGUUGUUAAGAGACCCCAUUCCCCUCACAGAGCUGCAAUUUGCAGGGUUCCCUGGGAAGAGGGACUGGUUGUUAAGCCACUCUUUGACUUGUAGCUCUGUGAGGGAAAUGGGGGUUUCCUAACAACUCUCAGCACCCUUAACAAACUACAACUCCCAGGUUUCAUUGGGGAAGCCAGGAGUAUUCAGUGUGGUGUACAGGCAGCAACCGAUGUGCACGGGGGUUACAUUUCAGAUCUGCAUGCUCAUUGGUGGGCCCUUGGAAGGCUGCCCUGUUCCACCCCUUUCUGUGGCAUUCCUGUGAUGUUUUCAGGUCAUUUCCGGGUUUGGGCCGAUGUGUGUGCAUGCAGUGUGAGCAGUAAAACAGUUGUUGGAUUUAGUAGGGCUUCAGAUGUACGACACAUGAAUAUCCAAAAUUGGCAGCCGCUCCCUCAGUAAACCAGGAGUCCAAAAUUCCCUAUUGCGGAAGCUGGACUCCGGAGUCAGACCAAUUCAUGCAUCUUCCUAAUGAUGUAGCUGUCAGGAUUUUGAACUUUGAGGGCAUGAAGAGUACCUGGUUGGUUACUUGUGUAUGUGAACGCAAGUAGCUAAACCAUCAUAUCAGGAGCAAGGAAAAUCAACACAGCCCAGAGGGAAAGGGCAGGUCAGCCGUAGCUACCUUGGCCACCAUUGCCAGCCUCCCACCUGAGCAGACGAACAAGCAAGGAAAAAGUAUUGAGGUAGCCGCACUGGACCAGGAGGGCAGCAGUGGGAAAGACUGCUGCCUUCUGGAAGCUGCCUCAAAAUAUGAAAACUUGUCAAAGUGUCACAUGAAGUCUCACCGCCACCGUCAACCCUUGUCUUGUCAGUCUUGUAACCCAGAAACUCCCUUAAACUACAAUGGACUUGGGAUUUUGCAGGCGAUGAGGAGAAAAGUCAGUUGACCAGCUGCGAUGCCUUAGGCUGCCAUCCUAACUGCACUUACCUGGGAGUAAGCCCCAUUUAAUUCAGCAGGGCCUGCUUUGGGGUGGACGUGGGGUAGGAUUGCAUUGCUAUUCAGUCUGGGCAGUAUCUAGUGCUCCAGCUAGCUCAAGGAUUUCCACUCAUGCAAUGGAACUUCUCCCCUUCCUCCCCCAAAUCUGUUCCGAAGGAUCAGAGAAACUUCCAGCACAGAUUUGGGUGGCAGAAGGAGGGGAAGUUCCGUUGAGUAGCCAAAUCUCAGCGCUAGCGGAAGCACGGAGUUGGAUAUUGUUUCCUGUCUUUGCCACAGACUUCCCACUGGAGGUCAAUCUUCCAGCAAGGAGUUGCUAGGAGUGGGUUCAUGGGGGGGGGGCGGACCAUGAAUCUUCUUCUAAGUGCCACAAGAAUGCACCUGAGGGAAACUGACAUUGGGGGAAAGCAGAAUGAUCUGGAUUACUGGCUAGGAUAUUAAUCUGGGGAGAUAAAAUAUUUAUGUUUACAGUCGAGAUGAUUUGGCGGUAAUGAGUUGGGGAACUGAACUAUUUCAGAGCAGGGUCUGCAAGGGAAUUAACGGGUGAAUGGACCAAAGAUGAACAGGUUUGGGGGUGAUCUGGUGACGGGUGCCAAUUAAUUGACGGCUUUUUCUGGAGUGGCUUGUGUGGGAAAUUGUUCGGCUUGCCUUCUGUAACAUUUACAUUCUCAACUUGUAUCAAUACAUAUCAGUUAGCAUAUGCAAAGGUUCUGCAAAAGUGUGUCUCUGGGCCCCUGCCCCGAACCUUUCUUUACCUAGCAUCACUCCCGCCUGCAACCCUGGACAAUGACACCACUGAGUCAUAGGCAUGAUAGACAACCCCUGCACCAGCAGAGCAGGGGCAAACAAGCCCGGACUGGUAAAGCCCAGAAGACCAGCCUUUCGGCACAGGGUAGCUACCACAGCAGGGUGAAACCCAUUUGGCAUCACUUGGCUUUCAUCAGUGUAUCCGAAGAAGUGUGCAUGCACACGAAAGCUCAUACCUAUGACAAACUUAGUUGGUCUCUAAGGUGCUACUGGAAGGAUUUUUUAAUUUUGUUUUGACUGCAUCAGACCAACACGGCUACCAACCUGUAACUGUAUCUAAAGGCAACACAGUAGAGUCAACUUAACAUAAUUUUGAAUGCUGGGUCAGCUGCCAGCAAGGCUAGGGAUGGGCAAACCUUGCCAGAUUUGGGGUUCUCUCAACCACUCAUUCUUCCCAAGUUCAGUUCUCCCCAUUUCAACAUCAGUUUGCAAUUGGGGAAAGAAAUCCUCGUGAAAAUUUGUCUGCAGCUUACUGAGAAUUUCCCCCAAUACACAUGUUGGUAUGCCAUUUUGUCCAGUACACACAUAUUCCUGAAGCAACUUCCUUAUAAACUAAUGCAUUUCAGUAUGUUCGCUUUCACGGACACGUGCCUUUUAAUGUACAUUUUAAUCCAGUAAGUGCAUUUUUUUUUGGUACAUCUCAUUUGGUUGGAGAGCUUCAUUGCAAAUUUCAGAGAAGGGUGUAUUUCAAAGGAUGGCAGCGUUUUAGUUUCCGUAUUGUUUCCAAAAGUGUGAAUUAGGUAAAUUCACCUUUAAAUGUGAACCAAAUCAAAUCUCUCUCCCUCUCCCAGCCCCAUCCUUACUUUCAAGGCAGACAGACCAUUCCUGAGUUGGAAACAUGUGAACACAAAAGUCAAGUGCCAAGCCUCUACCUGCUCCCCUCCUUUCCAAGUCCUUUGGAGCUACCCCUUUUUACACUAUGUUUUCUAAUAAACAAAUAAAUCUGUAAAUAAAGAGAAAUAAACCUUUCUACUUUGAGGGGAAGUUUGUGAGUCUUUGCCACGUGGAAACGAGAGUAAGAAUA
Molecule: messenger RNA, 6535 nt
Organism: Zootoca vivipara (common lizard)
Lineage: Eukaryota; Metazoa; Chordata; Lepidosauria; Squamata; Lacertidae
Gene: FGR
Product: FGR proto-oncogene, Src family tyrosine kinase
Biological process (GO): protein phosphorylation
Molecular function (GO): protein tyrosine kinase activity; ATP binding; protein binding
Source: RefSeq, a predicted model, not a curated record